GUAGUACCUAGUAGGUAGUUACCUAGUAAACUAUUUCUUUUCUCACAUAAUACAUUUGUACCUAUGAGCACUGCAAUUACGUGGUUGUUUCCACUACCACUCAUAGCAUCAUGAUCUCUAGCGUGCCGGCUGUUCAAGACUUAAAUCUACAUAGUAGCCUGGUACGUUGUCAGCAACAUCGGUAUCGUAUCAAUCAUCAGCAACAUCAUUCGUCCCGUUUCCUCCGGCAGAACGUAUCGUCCCCAAUAGGAUCUACAAAAUGUAAGUUAGAGGACUUCAAGGUUGUGUCCAUCUAAUCACCUAGGUUAGUUAGUAAUCUACCCAAGUACCUCCCUGGGUAGGUACUGAGUAGUGGUCCAGCACCCGUUAUCUGCCUACGCAGAGUCUCAAGGCUCCUACAAGUCCCGUUAAAGCGGCUAGAUGGGUCUUAGUGCCGCAGCGACGAUUUAGAUCUACCUGAUUACUAUAAUUAUGAUGUUGUAGACAAAUCUCUCCUCCUCGUCACAUCCGUAGGUAGGCUCCUUGCUAAUUCAGACGCCAUGGCGAGUACUGUCCAGACUCCUAUUGCUGUUGUCGGCUUGGCAUGCCGUUUGCCUGGUAAUUGUAACUCUCCCGAGCAGUUUUGGAAGUUCCUACUAGAUGGCGGGGUCGCCGACACAAGCCCACCACCUUCAAGAUUCGACUUGAAGGGUCACUACGAUGGGACUUUACGACCGUGGACGAUGAGGUCGCCUGGGGGGAUGUUCAUCAACGCCGACCCCAAAGAUAUCGAUGCCGGGUUCUUUGGCCUCUCCCAGGUGGACGCCGUCUCGAUGGACCCGCAACAGAGACAAUUAUUAGAAGUCGUGUACGAAGGACUUGAGAAUGCUGGUCUAAGUCUCGAGAGCAUCAAAUCCAAACUCUUUGGCUGUUUUGUUGGGUCAUAUGCCUCGGACUACAGCGAUAUCCAAACACGAGACCCAGAAGAUAGGACACCGAGCUUCACUGUAGGGUCCGGCAGAGCCAUGUUGAGUAAUAGGAUAAGUCACUUUCUCGAUAUCAAAGGACCGAGCAUGACGAUCGAUACUGCCUGCUCAGGUAGUCUCAUCUCGGUAGAUCUGGCUUGUCGGUAUCUUGAAAGCGGUGAUGCAGAUGGAGCUAUUGUAGCAGGGUGUAACCUAUACAUGAGCCCGGAGCAUAAUAUGGACCAGCAUGCUAUGACAUCAGCCGCAUCGCCGUCUGGGAGGUGUUGGACUUUCGAUGCACGUGCAGACGGUUACAUCAAAGCCGAAGCUAUCAAUGCCCUAAUAUUGAAACGCCUAGACGAUGCAGUGAGAGACGGCGAUCCGAUUCGAGCGGUAAUACGAGGCACAUCAACCAAUAGUGAUGGCUGGACGCCAGGAAUCGCGAGUCCCAGUGCAGAUGCUCAAGCACUUGCGAUCCGAAGAGCUUAUAAAAGAGCAGGCAUAACACGCUUCGAUGAAACGGGGUACCUGGAGUGUCAUGGAACAGGGACACUAGCAGGUGACCCGAUUGAGUGUAAAGCCGCCUCGUCUGUUUUCUCAGCCUCGCGACCCGCGGGCCUGCCUCUACAUAUUGGAUCGGUAAAGAGUAAUAUCGGACAUUCUGAACCAGCAGCGGGGAUUUCGGGGAUGCUCAAAACGAUCUUGACGGUAGAGCGUGGCAUCAUACCAGGAAAUCCAACGUUUGGCAUACCCAACCCGAAUAUUGAUUUCCACGCUGCUAAGGUCAUGCCCCAUAAACUGGCGAUAAAUUGGCCGAGAGGCUAUAUUCGACGAGCCAGUGUUAAUUCAUUCGGAUAUGGGGGUUCCAAUGCCCACGCUAUCGUUGAACACCCAAACAUCCUGCUUCCGGAGUAUGAAGCUAACAACACCACCUCGUAUGCCGUCCAAAACGACGACAUAUUUGCUGACGAUGACGAAGAUGAAGAUGAUAUCCCACGAUUAUUAGUUUUCUCCGCGAACGACGAAGCAUCCCUGAGAGCUUAUGUCAAGGAGAGCCUCCGUCACUUGUCCAAUCCUGCAGUAAACAUUAAUUCUGCGGAUUUGUCAUAUACGUUAAGUGAAAGACGUUCACGUCAUUUCCAUCGUGCAUUUGCUAUUUCAAACGGGUGUAAUUUUAAGGAGAGAGAUGUGAUCUACGGGAAGCUUGGCUCAACCCCACGAAUUGGCUUUGUCUUCACCGGUCAGGGGGCCCAGUGGCCACAGAUGGGUCGGUCUCUAUGUCAGCAAUUCCCUGUUGCUAGAAAGGUCAUCCAGCACCUCGAUGAAACGCUCCAGUCUAUGUCGGACCCUCCCUCGUGGAGUCUCAUGAGUGAGCUUACUGAACCGCGCUCAGCCGAACACAUGCGUCUCCCCGAAUUCUCACAGCCCCUAGUCACCGCAUUGCAACUAGGUCUCUUGGAAGUUCUGAAAGACUGGAGAAUACAGCCCUCUAUGGUAGUCGGGCACUCAUCUGGAGAGGUUGCUGCUGCAGUCGCGGCUGGAUUACUGUCCCCGGAGGACGGUAUCAAAGUUGCAUACCUGCGCGGGAAAGCAGCUAGCGACUUUCAGGGCUCGUCUAGAAAGGACCAAGGAAUGCUUGCUGUUGGUCUCGGCGCAAAAGAUGCUCAGCAGUAUUUGAAGCUAUACCCGAAAGUCGGAAUCGCCUGCCAAAACAGCCCCAAAAGCCUAACACUAUCAGGUGAAGUUGCGGAUCUGGAAGGUGUUCAAGGCGCUGUUAAAGCCGAUGGCCAUUUUGCGCGUUUGCUCAUGGUAAACCUUGCGUACCAUUCCGAGUAUAUGAAGGAUAUCGCAGCCCAUUAUCAGCUGCUUCUUGAAAAGCACUGCCCAGCGCUCUCGUCGGAUCGCGUGUCAAAUGAGGUUCGCUUCUUCUCUACGGUGCACGGUAGUUUAUGGGAAGAGAAAUGUGAUGCCAAAUAUUGGAUGGCAAACAUGACGUCUACCGUCCUCUUCGACGAAGGCGCGACUGCCAUGAUCAAGGAGGGAGGUGCAGACUUUCUCAUCGAACUUGGGCCAAGUGGUGCCCUAGCUGGCCCAAUCAAUCAGAUCAAGCAGGCAUUGGGUCAAGACAAGUCGCCUGUCGAGUAUGCCGCUGCCUAUGCUAGAGACAAGGAUGCCACGAAGCCGCUAUACGAGUUGGCUGGAAAGAUGUUUACAUCUGGUGUUAGCGUGAACUUGAUGAAAGUCAACGGAAUCAGCUCCAAGUCAAAGCCUCGGGUUAUCAUCGAUCUACCCAAUUAUCAGUGGAACCAUUCCGUCAAGUACUGGCAUGAGAGUCUUGCUAGCAAAGACUGGAGACAUCGACCCUUUCCCGUGCAUGAUCUACUGGGGACAAAGGUACUCGGGACAUCCUGGAAUGCGCCAUCUUGGAGGAGAAUCCUUCGCUUGAAAAAUGUGCCUUGGAUCAGAGACCAUAAACUUGGUGCAGAUGUCGUCUUCCCAGCAUCAGCAUACAUUGCAAUGGCUGUUGAGGCUAUGUACCAAACGGCAAAGUGCUCUGGAAUGGAAUCCUUCGCCAACAUUCAGAGUGCAUCCCAUGCGUCGUAUCGACUUCGGGAUGUACGAUUUCUUCGUGCGCUUGUCAUUGAAGAGAAUGCCGACCAUCAUUUAUACCUCUUUCUGAGUCCUGCUCAAGGCCAAAAGGAUGCCUGGUUUAAUUUCAAAGUGUCUCUGCUCAGAGAUGAUACUUGGACCGAACACUGCACUGGAUUUGUUCGAAUACAAGCCUCAGCCCACGGCAAAAGCGCUGCUAUUGAACCACUUCAAUAUCCCACGCCAGCAAAGCUCUGGUACAAGUCUAUGCAGAGCGUGGGAUUCAAUUUCGGACCUACCUUUCAGAAUCUGGUUGAGGUAGAGUCUGUACCUGGGCAAAGAACAAGCCGAGCCAAGAUUAACUUCACAUCUCCCAAAAGCAUACCCACAAAGGAAUCUCAUUAUGCUAUUCAUCCCUCCGUUUUCGAUACUUUCUUUCAAGCAGGGAUUCCGUCUCUCUACCAAGGUCAUCGAACUCUCAUCGAGAAGGCUCUCGUCCCUCAGCUAAUUGACGAAAUUCUCAUUAACCCUGGCGCUGAAGAAACAACGAGCGCAACUGCUUUUACUAAUUCCACUUUCGUCACCGGUAGACCAGAUAAAGUUCAGAGUUAUGCUUCGAACGCUGAUAUUUAUGAUGAGAGCUCUAAUACUCUCCUUGCUAGAAUCCAGGGCCUGCGCUAUACCGAGCUUUACAUCCCGGAAGCGAAGAAGCGCUCGCACACGUUUAUGAGAUCGGACUGGAAGGCAGACAUUUCCCUCUUACAGAAGAGAGACAUCGAGUCUAUCUCAGACUCAGACCACGAGACUACACUCCUAUCAAAUCUGCUUCGUCUCCCUCUUACAGCGGCUCAUAUGAUAUCGCUUUUAGCUCAUAAAAUUGGGGCCCCUUCUGUUGUCGACUUGAAUAUGGGUUUUGGCGACCUUGAAUCGUCUGAGAGGAGCGAGAAACCUUCAACAUCCCAGUUACCGGUCUUCCGGCGAUAUGUGUCCACGUCAAAUACUCCAGAGCACCUCCUUGACACCCAGAAACGGCUGCGCGACAUUCAAGGUACCGAGUUUCACAUCUACGACAUUACGUCUUUUAGAGAAGCGCCUUUUACUUCAGACUCGAAGUUCGAUCUCGUCGUCCUCCGUAUGCCCCCAGCCCACUCUCGGGAACUGGAAACUGCUCUUCACAAUGCCCAAAGACUUCUCAAUCCCAGCGGCUUCUUAGUCUUAGUCCUGACCACAUCCCUUUCGGAUGACACUGAAUCCGGGUGUGGGUCUGAAGCCGCAGUCUCAGUAUCAUGGGACAACGCGGACCCGGAAUCAUAUCUCCACUCAGUAGGGCAUCUUGUUCGGUCCAGGUCACCUCCCAAGCCACUCAGCCCCAUAACGUUCUCGUCGGUGUACCUUUGCUCUCCCCUGGAAACCCCUGGGCCGCAAGGGAAUUAUGUUAGCUUUCCUAUCGUUGACUGGUCCAAAGGAUCACGCGAAUGCACUGCUCUUAUUCGAAAUCUCCAAGAACAUGGCUGGGCCGGAGCUUUGUUGGAGCCGUCCGUCGCGGCUUCACUGUCGGUUGAUAUUCCUCUACUUCUACUUGAUAAUCCGCAUUCACCACUGCUCGCCAACAUCUCCGACUCGGAUUGGGAGUAUCUCAAGAGAAUCCUGGUGACAGGCCGUAAGGUCCUCUGGCUGACUUCCGGUUCACAACUGAAAGUUUCCUCACCUUUAAACGCGCUCAUUCACGGCUUCGCGCGCAGUAUACGGGGCGAGAACCCCUCUCUCACACUCAAGACUUUAGAUGUUUCUUCUUUCACGAAUCCUAUUGCCGCAGAGUCUGUGAUUCGGAUCAUGGGAACAAUCACCGGACAUGAUCAUGCAUUCCACUCCAUCGAGAAUGAGUAUUGUGAGCGGGAAGGAAUACUACGUGUUCAAAGGGUUCUACAAGACGAGAAGAUAGUUCGUUCAGCCGAGGAGGCCAAGAGCGGGUCAGAUUUAAUAGAGAUGCGACUUAGAGAGAACAGGAACACCGUGAAAAUGUACUGCGAGAGGCCUGGUGCUAUGGAUUCGCUCCAUUUCAACGAGGUCGCCCAGCAAGAGCAGCCUCUAGGCGAGGGCGAAGUGGAGGUGGAGAUUCGGGCUGCGGGAAUGAAUUUCAAGGAUGUCGCAACCACGUUAGGCAUAGUCCCUGAAAACGAACACCUUCUUGGACUGGAAGGGGCGGGAGUCAUCACGCGGGUUGGUAACCAUGUCAGCACAUACCGCGCCGGCGACAGAGUCCUGGUCCACGGCAAGGGGUCAUUUGCCAAUCGCAACCGUGUUCCAAAAGAGAACAUAUUUUUACUUCCUAAUUCGCUCUCCUUCGAGGAAGCAGCGACGAUGAGUAUUGUAUACUUCACCGCUGUGUAUUGCUUAAUGGAAGUUGCUCGGGUGAGGAGAGGACAAUCCGUGCUCAUCCACUCGGCCGCUGGCGGUGUCGGAAUCGCGAGCAUCCAACUCUGCCAGUUUCUGGGUGCGGAAAUAUACGCAACCGUUGGAAACGAGGAGAAGCGGCGCUUCUUGGAAGAGCAGUACGGAAUCCCACCAUCACACAUUUUUUCGUCGCGUAACACGGACUUCGCGGCGGGUAUCCGAGAAUUGACGAAUGGGAAGGGCGUUGAUUGUGUUUUGAACUCCCUUACCGGGGAUCUUUUGGACGAGUCGUGGAGACUGCUUGCGGAUAACGGCACGCUCGUCGAGAUUGGCAAGAAGGACAUCGUCGAUAGGAACACGCUCUCUAUGGAGCCCUUCAACCGCAACUGCUCGUAUAGGGGGGUUGACAUAUCCAAGCCCAGCAUCCUCGACGAUCUUCCUCUCAUCGAGAGAAUACUUCAAACAGUUCGGGAACUGUUAGUUGGGGGUCACAUAAAGCCGAUCUCCCCAAUGAAGGUCUUCUCCUUCAACCAGAUUCCGGAUGCGAUGCGGUAUAUGCGGUCCGGAGAACAUAUCGGGAAGAUCGUUAUUUCAGAUGAAGCAGCAGAGGAUGUUAAAGUCCUAGUUCGACCAGCGCCUCUGCGUCUGACUUUUGAUCCCAAUGCUGCUUAUCUGAUUGUGGGAGGUCUGAAAGGUCUCUGUGGGAGUCUGGCUGUAUACAUGGCACGGUGUGGUGCGAAAAACCUCACCAUUUUGUCCCGAAGCGGAGCCGAUGAUGAGCGUUCGCGACGAAUUAUCCGGGACUUGAGCAGUCUUGGCACGAAAACGACUGUCUUUAAAGGAGAUGUCUCGAAUAUAGAUGACGUUACGCGCCUCUUCCAGGAAUCGGUCUUGCCUAUCAAGGGCGUUAUUCAGGGGGCUAUGGUUCUACGUGACAAGACAUUUGAAUCCAUGACGCUACAAGAAUACCACGAGGCCCUCUCCUGCAAGGUCGCAGGGACUUGGAACCUCCACACAGCCGCCAAACAAACCAACCAAGCCCUCGAUUUCUUCACCAUGCUAUCCUCCGUCUCCGGCAUCGUCGGCACAGCGGGACAGGCGAACUACGCCGCCGGCAACAGCUUCCAAGACGCCUUCGCCUCGCACCGCCGCUCCCUCGGGCUCCCCGCGCACACCGUGGACCUCGGCAUCGUAGAGGACGUCGGCUACAUGAGCGAGCACCAGAGCCUGACCACCCGCGUGCAGAGCCGGAGCCAGCUAUCGGGGAUCAACGAGGCGGAGCUGCACGAGAUCCUGAAGUUCUCGAUCCUGCAGCAGACGGCGAACGGGGGCCAGGGUGUCAGCCAGGAGAGCAGAGCACAGAUGAUCACCGGGCUCCCGUACCCGCUGCCGGAGGACUCGCCCAUCCUGGCGGAUAUGCGGUUCCGCGCGCUCCUCGUGCCGCACGCUCACGACUCAGGCACGGUCGGCGCUGGGCGCGACGAGGAUUACGCAUUCGCGGCGUUCCAGUCCAUGGUCCGGGCAGCGAUGCCGGCCGAGAAACUCGUCCCCGAGGUUAUCAAGCUCGCCAAUAAGCAGAUUGUGCGAGUCCUGGGCCUGGCGGGCGACAUGGAGGAGUCGAAGCCGCUGAAUAGCUACGGGAUUGAUUCGCUCGCGGCGGUCGACUUGAGGAAUUGGUUCAGGGUGAAGUUGAAGGUGGAGCUGACGACGCUGGAUAUACUGAACGCAGUGAAUUUGAGGGCGCUGUGUGUUAAGGCUGUGGAGAGGUUGGGGGAGAGGGGGGGGAAGUAAGGGGUA
This is a messenger RNA of Hypoxylon fragiforme, 7724 nucleotides long. RefSeq lists its product as uncharacterized. Lineage: Eukaryota; Fungi; Ascomycota; Sordariomycetes; Xylariales; Hypoxylaceae. The record is from RefSeq and is a predicted model, not a curated record. Gene Ontology annotation, biological process: fatty acid biosynthetic process; secondary metabolite biosynthetic process. The coding region runs from base 540 to 7718 and encodes 2392 amino acids. Gene Ontology annotation, molecular function: fatty acid synthase activity; phosphopantetheine binding; oxidoreductase activity. The transcript is spliced from 9 exons.